Daphnia carinata is the source of this 2158-nucleotide messenger RNA. Its product is annotated as complex I assembly factor ACAD9, mitochondrial-like. The record is from RefSeq and is a predicted model, not a curated record. Bases 155 to 2086 code for a protein of 643 amino acids. The transcript has 12 exons. Gene Ontology annotation, molecular function: flavin adenine dinucleotide binding; acyl-CoA dehydrogenase activity. Lineage: Eukaryota; Metazoa; Arthropoda; Branchiopoda; Diplostraca; Daphniidae.
AGAAAGAUACGAAAAUUUUCCACCCCACUGAUAACCAGCUAAUAACGAUUUCAUCCAUUUUUCAGCCAUUGUGAGACAUCAGAUAUCGUUCUUUUACAAACUUAUCAAAAGAAUAAUUAAAGAAGUAUUCAUCAACGACCAAAAUCGUAUAACCAUGGCCUCCUACAAGAUUUUAACUUCGAAAUCAUUGAUUCCAAUGGCGAGUCGUAUAUUGAAGUCCAACUGUGCCCGAACGGCUCAGUUUGCUUCCUCGGCUGCAAUGUAUAAUAAGGAAAUUAAAGAAUAUAAGGCACCACAAACAAGUGCCACAACUGAAGUUAAAAAGCUUCAGCGCCCUCCCUUUGGGAAAAAUUUGUUUCUUGGGAAGUUUGACACUGAAGUAUUAGCUUUUCCGGAAGUUCUUGAUAAAGAAAGGCUUCAGACACUUGAAGAACUGGUGGCUCCAGUAGAAAAAUUUUUUGAGUCAAUUGAUUCAAAAAAAAUUGAUGCAGAAGGGAAAAUUCCCAAGGAAACUUAUGAUGGACUGAAAGCUUUGGGUUUGUUUGGGCAACAGAUACCUACAGAUUAUGGUGGGCUGGGAUUCAAUGCUACCGAAUUUGCACGACUUGCUGAAAUUACAGCCUUAGAUGCAUCUGUUGCAGUAUCACUUGCAGCCCACCAGUCAAUUGGCCUUAAGGGUCUUUUAAUAGCUGGAAGUGAAGAUCAAAAAGCUAAAUACUUACCCCGUUUGGCCACAGGUGAGUGGACUGCAGCGUUUUGCCUCACCGAACCCAGUAGCGGUUCAGAUGCGGCGUCUGUGCAGACCAAAGCGACCCUAUCAGAUGAUGGUGAUUAUUGGAUCAUGAAUGGCAACAAAAUAUGGAUAUCAAACGGUGGUAUCGCAGAUUUCUUUACGGUGUUUGCGAAAACGCAAGUGAGGAAUAAAAUGGGUGAGAUGGAAGAUCGAGUCACUGCAUUUUUAGUGGAACGUAAUUUUGGUGGAGUGACCCAUGGGAAACCGGAGGAUAAGCUUGGCAUUCGGGGUUCGAACACUUGUCAGGUAUAUUUUGAAAAUGUGCCGAUUCCGAAAGAGAAUGUUUUGGGAGAGGUUGGAAGUGGUUUCAAAAUUGCAUUGAAUAUUUUGAAUUCUGGAAGAUUCAGUAUGGGAAGUUCAGGAGCAGGCAUGUUAAAAAAACUUCUCGGAUGGACAGCAGAGCAUGCAGUAACACGUAAACAGUUUGGCAAAGCGUUGAUGGAAUUUGAAUUAAUUCAAGAAAAAUUUGCAAAAAUGGCUUGUACCGUCUACGCCAUGGAGUCGAUGGCUUAUCUCACCUCAGCUAUGCUAGAUACUUAUGAGGAACCUGAUUGCGCGAUGGAGGCAGCAAUGGUGAAGGUUUUUAGCUCGGAGGGCGUUUGGAAUUGUACAAGUGAAUGCUUACAAAUUCUUGGAGGACUAGGCUAUAUGAAAGAUUACCCAUAUGAACGUUAUCUAAGAGACGCUCGCAUUUUACUCAUCUUUGAAGGAACCAACGAAAUUCUCCGUAUGCUCAUAUCACUAUUGGGACUGCAGCAUGCAGGAAAACAUCUUGCAGAUAUGGUUCGGAAAUUACGUAACCCGACUGCCAAUCCCCGGUUCGUCGUCAAAAGUACCUGGGAAAGAUUACGACGGAACCCUAAAAAUCCCAGACUCUCUCUUCAAUUAAAUAAUUUCCUUCAUCCAAGUCUCAGGGCUGCGUCGGAAUUGUUGGAGAAACGUGUCCUGCAAUUUCAGAUGGCUGUAGAAACUUUAUUAGCUCGUCAUGGAAAGGAAGUGAGCAAUAAACAAAUGGAUCUUCGACGUGUAGCUGACGUCGCGAUCGAUUUGUUUGCUAUGACUGCAGUUGUUAGUAGGUCCUCUCGGUCCUACUGCAUUGGAUUACGAAACGCAGAACAUGAAGUGCAAUUGGCACAUUCUUUCUGUAUCGAAGCCGAUUUACGUUGCGAGCGACAUUUAGUAGAAUUAUUUGGGGGUGAGCUGACCACCCAAGAUUUGGCAAUUAAGAAAAUUGCCCAAACUAUUUUCCAAAACAAAGGGUAUUGCGCAGAACAUCCUCUUAAACAAAUUUAAAUGUUCAUGUAGCCAAGAGUUUAAAUGGAGCUGUUAAUUAUGUAAUACAUAUUGCAAGUUGUGUUGAGCAAA